Anolis sagrei ordinatus is the source of this 4968-nucleotide messenger RNA. RefSeq names its product splicing regulatory glutamic acid and lysine rich protein 1 (gene SREK1). The record is from RefSeq and is a predicted model, not a curated record. Gene Ontology annotation, molecular function: RNA binding. Gene Ontology annotation, cellular component: nucleoplasm. NCBI's taxonomy places the organism in Eukaryota, Metazoa, Chordata, Lepidosauria, Squamata, Anolidae.
UUAUUUAUUUUUUUGCCAUUGGGUGCUUGAGAAACUCAGGUUGACCUCAGAAGCUUGGAAAACAUACAGUACAGGUCUUCAGGUUAAUUUCUAGUGUCUGAGGUGUCCUCAUUUUUAUUUGUAACAAUGCAGAAGUUAAUGCAUUACUAUGAACGUGUGUAGGUUUUCUUGUGGAAGGUUUAAGCAAGCAUUUUAAGCUAGAGCAUCAUGCUUUCUUUAUCAAUGAAAUAAGGUGGUGAGAUUCUUUGUGAGGACUAAAUUGUCCAAGAACGCUUGCAGUUAUUUUUAAGAAUUGUUACUUCAGGCUUACGUCACCACUAGACAGAGUUCUGUUAUUUUUUGUUUGUUUUUCAGCUAAUUGUUUCAGAUCAGUGUAUCUGUUGAAUAUUUUACUAUUGGGUUUUCUUAUGUGAGGUGUAAAGUUACCCUAAUUGCCUUUAGGGAAGACUUCCUUUUAAUAAAGUUCAGUGUGCUUGGAUAGUGUUAAAACAUCUUUGGGCUAAUAUCUCAAAGAUACAUUGACACUGUAGCAUAUUGUAUUGCGUUAAGCCUUGAACCUGGAUGACGUUUUGAGAAAGACUGGCAAAACAUGCUUUUAACCUUGUUAAUAAAUAGACUGGACAGAUUGGAAAUUGCCUUAGCUAUGUCUUCUUGGUUGAAAAGUCUAAUUUAACCAUGGUUUAGAGAUUUAAUUGUAAUAACUGUGGUCUGCAGAUUGCUCUUGUGACUGAGAAAUAAUUUUGGCAAAAACUUGAGGUUAUUCACUCACUCACUCACUCCUGAAGUUAAGGAGUGGGUUACUUCAGCCGAGGUACAUAUGCUCUAGAUCAGUUUGGUUCUAGGUUUCUUGCCUUGUUGCACCGGACUGACCAUCGGUAGUCAUAUGGCAACAUUUUUUUAGCAUGUUGAACAGAAGACAAGGGCAAAUUUUGGUUAGCACACUCCUAUUUCCUCCUUUUUUCCUUUUUGACUGAUUUGGUUAUUUGCCAUUUCUGGGGAUUAAACUUUAAAAAAUGUUCUUCUUUUCUGUAUCUGAUGUUCUGUGUGCUAUUAGUGAUGCAGCCAACACGAACGGUUGUCAUGUGUAACACAACUUUCGAUCACCGUGAAAACAACGUCCUGCGAAAGCGUCCAUGCUUGAUAUCGUUUGGUUCAUGAACAUUAAGUUUCCAGUACAGGUAAAAUUCCAGAUGAAGCCAAAGCACUUUCCCUCUUGGCUCCUGCUCCUACAAUGACAAGUCUGAUUCCUGGUGGGGGACUGCUUCCUAUACCAACGCCUCCUGUGAGUUCGAUUGGAAUUCCUCUUAGUUCACUGGGAGCUAUACCAGCAGCAGCCUUGGAUCAUAAUAUUACGGCCAUUGGAGAUAUACCCCAGCCACCCAUUAUGGGCAAUGUGGACCCUUCCAAGAUUGAUGAAAUUAGAAGGACUGUGUAUGUUGGAAAUUUGAAUUCCCAGACUACUACAGCUGAUCAGUUACUGGAGUUCUUUAAGCAAGUUGGGGAAGUGAAGUUUGUGCGGAUGGCGGGUGAUGAAACUCAGCCAACACGUUUCGCUUUUGUGGAAUUUGCUGACCAAAAUUCAGUACCUAGAGCCCUUGCCUUUAAUGGAGUUGUAUUUGGAGACAGGCCUCUAAAAAUCAAUCACUCCAAUAAUGCAAUAGUGAAGCCUCCUGAAAUGACACCACAAGCAGCUGCUAAGGAGUUAGAAGAAGUAAUGAAAAGAGUGCGGGAAGCCCAGUCUUUUAUAUCAGCUGCUAUUGAGCCAGAGUCUGGAAAGAGCAGUGAAAGGAAAGGCGGUCGGUCGCGUUCGCAUUCACGUUCAGAAUCCAGAUCUAGUUCAAAAUCUCGAAGGAAAAGAUCACACUCAAAACGCAGAAGUAGAUCUCGGGACAGAUCCCGCUCUAGUCAGAAGGACAGGCGCAGAUCCAGAAGUCCACUGAAAAAUCGUUCAAAAUCAAAAGAACGGCGGAGAUCAAGAAGCCGUUCUCCUUCUCGGGAGAAGAGGAAGGAGAGCAAAGAGAGGAUCAGAGAAAAAGAGAAGAUUAGAGAGAAAGACAGAGAUAAGGAAAAAGAGAAGGAUCGGGACAAAGACAGGGGCAGAGAGAGGGAGAAAGACAGGGGCAGAGAAAGGGAGAGAGAGAAAGAGAGGACCAAAGAUAGAGACAAAGAGAGAGUGAAAGAUAAAGAGAAGGAUAGAGAAAGAGAUAGAGGUAGAGAAAAGGAAAAAGAUAAAGAGAAGGACAAAGGAAAAGGAAAGGACAAAGAGGAGAAGGAGAGAGAGAAGGAAGAAAAAGGCAAGACAGAGGAUUUAGACAAGGAAGGCGAAAAGCUUAAAGAGAGAGAAACAGAAAAGGAGGGAGACAAGGAGAAAGAUGACAACGAACAGGCAAAAGAGAAAGAAGAUGGGGAAAAAGACCAAGAGAGAGAAAAAGAAAGAGAGAAAACCAGAGAAACAGAAAGAGAGAAGACCAGUGAAAAAGAAAGAGAGAAGACUAGUGAAAAAGAAAGAGAGAAGACCAGUGAAAAAGAAAGAGAGAAGACCAGUGAAAAAGAAAGAACGAAGGACAAGGAAGUAGAGAAGGCAAAAGACAAGGAUAAGGAAAGGGACCGAGAGAAAGAAAGGGAGAGAGAAGAAAAAAGGAAAAAGGAGAAAAGAUCCAGGACACCACCUAGAAGUUACAGUUCUUCAAGAAGAUCGCGUAGUUCCAGCAGAGAUAGACGGAAGAGGAAGAGCCGAAGUCCCUCAAAGUCUCCCAGAUCUUCCAAAAUCACAAAAAGGAAAUCUUCUCGGUCUCCAUCUCCAAGGAGAAGCAAGAAAGACAAAAAGACAGAGAAAGAAAGAGACUUGAGUAAUGAUAGAAAAGAAAAAGAAAGGUCUACAUCAAAGAAAAAGAGUAGUAAAGACAAAGAGGUUAAAGAGAAAUCAGAUAAAACCACAACUUUGAAGGAUAAAGAUUUGGGCAAAGAGAAUCAGAAUUCUGAAACCAAUAAACCAGAAGAGAAUGCAGAUGUGGCAGAAGAAAUUAGACUACAGCAAAAUGGGAACUGUCAACCAAAUGAAGACAAUGUAACGGUUAAGACUGAAGUGUAGAAAAUUGUGUGGACUUCUUACUCAAGAGCGGAAGCAAACCCAAGGCAUUUUCUCCUGUCCCCCACAGUCCACCAAAAGAGGGAAAAAUAUUGAAUGGUCAACCGGACAUAAUUUAUCAUAUAUCCUCCGGUUCUUGUGAUGGCUUGGCCAUCUUAAAGGCAGCAAGAAGCAGGACUGGCUAAUAUGAAAAACCAACAGCAUCGAAUCUGAUCAUCCAAAGGAAUCUGUGUUUCUAUGAUGAUAAGAUUGUCCAACGGCUGUUACAAAUAUGUGGCUGUAUCCUGUACAACCCAGAAGAGCUGCUGGGGAUGCAUUGGGAAUUGUUUAAAAUACUGGUAGUUUGAAGAGUUUGAUGUUUUGCUUUAUGAAAUUUUAAGCUAAACUCCAUGUGAUAUGUUUUGAUGAUGUGCUUGAAAAUGGUGCAAAAAUUACACAUGCUUCCUUGUUGUUGUAAAUGACAGUGAUGAAAACUUUUAACCUAACACAGUUUUACAGUUGUUGUGUUUAUUGCCCUCAAAAGCAAGUGAAGAGGUUUUUUUUCUUCUUUUGUUGCUUGUGUAUUUCUUUUUAUAUUUUAAGUAAUUUGCUUAUAAAUAAGUCUUGGAUCCUUCUCUCACUAGUAGUUGAUCAAUGCAUGCUAACAUUCUGGUUCUAGAAAGAAAAUCCAUGUUUAUAUUGGAUUUCCAUUCUGCCAACUAUAAUAAGCACAUAAUGUAGUAAUCUCCAAACAGCCGGCUUUCUUGGGUAGCUUUAUUGCAGUGUCUCGGUCGCCUGCAAAAUAGGACAAACGCCCACAACAAAAAUAAAUGUGUUUCUUUUUAAAUGGAACGUGGGAGCACAAGCGGAUGUGUUAGUGCCUUCUUUGAAACAUAAAAUAGUAGUUCCUAGUGCUUUUUAAUUCCCGGUUUGUUGACUGCUUGAUCUUCUGGAUAGUUCCAUCACAAUAGCAGACAAAGGCUUUAGAGAUCUGUUGGUCAUGUCAUCUUGUUAUUUGGUAACUGGUUGAAGAUCUCUUUAAAUGAAUUAGGUUUCAUGGCUGAACUCACUGAUAAAAUCAUCUUACAGCCCGGUUAGUCCCUAAGUUAGUGGACCUUAUAACAAGUAUGAAUCAAAUAGUUUUGAAUAAAAGCACUUCCUGUUAAUUAUUAUGGGCUGAAUGUCUAACAAUGAAAUCAAAAGUGCCCUUUUGAAUAUCCUCAAGCAUUCAUUUCUGACAUGAGUUGUAUAAGAAGACAUGAGUAGAAAACAAUUGCAGAGAUCGUUGCCUAAUUUUUGGAGUAUAGUAUGAGACUGACAACAGAAAUGAACAUUUCAAAACAUGGUUACACUGAAAUCAGGAACCUUUUGAAAAUGAUACAAAACAAUCAAAUUGCCUUACCUCAUGGGGAAAAACAUACAGAAAAGCCAAAUAAGUAAGUAAGUAUUAGCUUUUAAGGCGUGUUUUCAAAAUUGCUGCUUAGUCAACAUGUGAAUAUUUUGUGGUAAAUGGAAAACAAUUUGAGCACGCGCAAAGUGAUUAAAACUAUUGAUUGUGACAUUGCUUUAUUGCCCAUAUUUUUUCUGUUGUUGCCUAAAGGCUGUCACCCCUCUUUUUCUUUUUCUUUUUGGCCUCUGAGUACAUGAAAAUUAUAAUGAAUGCUUUACCAUGUAAAGUAUGGACAGUAAUUUUUGUGAUGUUUGGCCACAUGCAGUUGGCGGCAAACAGUUUCUUCUGGUAAUAAAGUGACGACAAAUCUCAAAUGCUUCUUGAAAGACUGUGAAAGACUGUGUUGGAACAGCAACUGUCAUAUUUAUGAUGUGUAAGUAGCAUAGAGCAAAGAUUGUAUACAUGUUAUCUUUGGUACAUCACUAAUAAAAUUAAGUAUUUUAGAGGGAAA